UCGAGCUCGGAGGUGCUUACUUUAGUUAGCUCCGGUAGAAGUCGGUGUUGAACGAUCGCGCAUUUAGUAUACGUGUUAUUAAAGAUAUAAACUUGGAAAAGAGUCGUGCCAUUGCAGUAUUUAAAUGGUGAUAACUUGGUUAAAUAUAUAAAAAAAGUUGAUAAAGUACAAAGUCUUCAGACAAACUCAAAACAAAUUAUUUACAGUUUAAGGUGAAAUUGCAUAUGCAAGUGAAAAAAUAUACUUUAUUGUACCAGUGAGAAAAUAAACACUUUCAACACUUGAAUAAUUAUUCGAAGAAAUCCAUAAUGUCUAAACUAUGGGCGGCAUUAACGCGUCAAAAAACUGACGACGUCAAUGAGUCAGAAUCCAAAUUAGCGCGAGUUUUAACACUAAUCGAUUUGACAGCGUUAGGCGUUGGUAGUACGUUAGGUCUAGGAGUCUAUGUAUUAGCCGGUUCCGUAGCAUACAAUAUAGCUGGUCCAGCUGUAACGCUGUCAUUUUUGAUAGCUGCUGUCGCAUCCGCUUUCGCUGGUAUAUGUUAUGCCGAGUUUGCAGCACGCGUGCCAAAAGCAGGUAGUGCCUACGUUUACAGCUAUGUGACAAUUGGUGAAUUUGUUGCCUUCACAAUCGGUUGGAAUUUGAUAUUGGAAUAUGUAAUAGGCACGGCGAGUGUAGCACGUGGUUUGAGUGGUUACUUUGACUCGUUAAUCAAUAACAGCAUGUCUAAAGCUUUAGAAGAAGCAAUGCCAAUCAAUGCUGGUUUCCUUGGCAAUUAUCCCGACUUUCUGUCAUUUGGUAUGGUUUUACUCUUGGCAGCGCUUUUAGCUUUUGGUGUCAAAGAAUCUAGUUUCUUAAAUAAUAUAUUUACCACUGUUAAUUUGGUGACGAUUGCAAUUGUUUUGGUAGCAGGCGGUAUUAACGCUAAACCUUCAAAUUGGAAGAUACCUGCAGAUCAAGUACCUAUUGUAGAAGGUAAAGAUUUUGGCACAGGCGGUUUUAUGCCCUAUGGCAUUGCAGGCGUUAUGGCUGGUGCGGCAAAAUGUUUUUAUGGUUUUGUUGGUUUUGAUUGUAUUGCUACCACCGGUGAAGAGGCUAUUAAUCCUAAGCGCAAUAUACCAUUGGCUAUUGUUAUAUCACUGAUUAUUAUAUUUUUGUCUUAUUUUGGUGUGUCAACCGUUUUGACAAUGAUGGUACCCUAUUUCGAACAAGAUCCACAUGCGCCUUUCCCUUCUGCAUUUGAAAGUAUCGGUUGGGAUACAGUUAAAUGGAUUAUUACUAUUGGUGCUGUGUUUGCUUUGUGUACUAGCUUAUUGGGUGCUAUGUUUCCUUUGCCACGUAUUCUAUAUGCUAUGGGUAACGAUGGCAUUAUGUUCAAGAAAUUAUCAACAGUACAUGAUUACACACAAACUCCUCUGCUAGCUACGAUAAUAUCUGGAAUAUUUGCAUCUAUAAUGGCAUUACUUUUCGAUUUGGAUCAAUUGAUUGACAUGAUGUCAAUUGGUACAUUAUUGGCCUAUACAAUCGUCGCUAUAUGUGUUUUGGUGCUUCGUUAUCAGGAUGAGCAAAUGUUUACACAAGUCACUAUUAGCUGCCCAGUUGUUUUGCGUCAAUUAUUCAAUAGUAAUAAAUUUAAGGAACCAAAUAUUUUAACCUCAACCAUAACCAAAGUAGGAGUAGUUGUAUUCGCCAUUGUAUGCAUAAUAUGGUGCAUAUGUGAUAAAUACUAUGAUCUGGAUUCUACAGAGGGCAUCAUUACGUUAAGUGUCAUUGCUGCUGCUUUAAUAUUAAUAUUGAUUAUCAUAGCCAUGCAGCCAGUUUCAACCAUUGAGCUUACGUUCAAGGUGCCACUGGUGCCACUUGUGCCGUGCUUAAGUGUAUUUGCAAAUUUAUACUUAAUGUUCCAAUUGGACGUAUACACAUGGAUACGUUUUCUGAUUUGGGUCGCCAUUGGCUAUAUAAUUUACUUUACCUAUGGCAUUCGCAAAUCGACACAAAUCCAAAGGAACAGAAAUAAUGCAGAAGCAGCAUUACGUAUGCAACACACAAAUCAAGCCUUCGAACCAGAUUGGAAAUCUGAGCACAUCAUAGCCGAAAAGCAUUAAAAGCAACGCUUAUUCAGCAUUUUUAAGAGAGCAGAGAUUUAAAGUAUUUCGAAAAUUUUAUUAUUAUUAUUUUUAUUAUUUGAAAACAGCAAAUAUUUUAUUAUAUAGUGUUUAAUGUA
This is a messenger RNA of Teleopsis dalmanni, 2224 nucleotides long. It is a transcript of the gene slif, whose product is annotated as cationic amino acid transporter 3. The transcript has 6 exons. Gene Ontology annotation, molecular function: amino acid transmembrane transporter activity. Gene Ontology annotation, cellular component: plasma membrane. Lineage: Eukaryota; Metazoa; Arthropoda; Insecta; Diptera; Diopsidae. The record is from RefSeq and is a predicted model, not a curated record. Gene Ontology annotation, biological process: amino acid transport; transmembrane transport. The coding region runs from base 309 to 2105 and encodes 598 amino acids.